This is a messenger RNA of Iphiclides podalirius (scarce swallowtail), 3315 nucleotides long. The record is from the annotation of a GenBank genome assembly. NCBI's taxonomy places the organism in Eukaryota, Metazoa, Arthropoda, Insecta, Lepidoptera, Papilionidae.
AUGAAUUUGCCGGUGUCGAAAGGCGGCUGGCGACCGGUUAUAGGAUCCGGUGGGCUCGUAUACUCGUCAUUCGGCACCGCUCCGCUGCACGCGCCAUCGUACAAGUUGCCGACGGUCGAGUACUACCCGUCAUCGGCGCGCCCCAUAGCAACUAGGGACGCCGCAAAGCUCACGUCGAUAGCGCAGUCCUACCGGCCGACUACGCUUCGCACGGUCUCCGCCGCACCAGCCGCCCCCGUCAACAAUCCCAUCAACGGCUACCUGAACCCCUUCGCGCUGCCCAACGGCGGGCAACACUUUAAAUACGUCCAAAGCCACCCGUUCGACAGCUUCCUGCUGAGGAACGGCAACCCCUACGCGCCCCGCCCACAGCAGAAGUAUCCCGCGAAGCAGAAACAGCACAGCCCACUUAGCAGCAUCCAGCCCGUCAACUUCGGCCAGUACCAGACGCCGAGGCCGCAGGAGUUGGGGCUAAUCGACUCGUACGGCCGACCGCUGGAUGGCAAGAGGCAAUCGGCCACGGAGAUAUUCAAGCCCGAGGUGUAUAAGUUGCCGGACUCCAACACCGCCCAGCAGCAGGUCGUGAGGACCGCCCAGCAGCAAACCUUCGCCGGCGUCCACAACGUGAACCCGUUGGCGAAUUACGCAUUCCAGGACAGCCCUCUGCCGCCGAGUAUUUUAGGUUCAUUUGGAUCCUUUGGUCUGCAAUCCGUUAAAGGCAGAGAUCCGCAGUUUGCAUCUACGAAAACCGCUUACACGAACCAACCGCAACCCACAAAGCAAACUAUUUUCAACUCGUUCGGCUACACAUCGAAUAAUUUCAAAUCGACUCCGAGUCUAUUUUCGGCGACGACGCCCAAAUUGCAGACUACGCAAAAUCAUUAUCAAUAUUCGACGGUAAACGAUUUUCGUAACGCGCCAACCCCGCAAACUAAACUGGCUAAUCCACCAAAGAUCGACCCAAAUGCCGAUGGAAAGGGCAUGUUCAAACCGAGUCCACAGGAUCCAUUCAUCAAAGCCUAUCAGAACUUCGACUUGAACAAGAUAACAACGUAUAGUCCAAUCGUACCAACAACUGCGUUACCAAACUCUUUCUACUUCUCCACGCAGCAUAACGUACCCCUCAGGAACUACCAAAAUCAACAGAACGCGCAGAUACAAAACUAUCAGAGCCAACAAAACCAGAAUUACAACUACGAGAACAAAAAGAACCGAAUCAAUGACAAUUUGGCAGCGGGUAUUAACCAGCAAACUUACCAGCAGUACGUUGAACCGCCUAGAACACAGCUGCAAGAAAUCCCCUCCUCCGUACCCCAGCGCGGUCACUACGAAGUUACUGAAAAUCACGAUGACGUUAUAACCAACUCUUCUCCCUGGGCUUCCUCGCCAGAGACAUACCAAAGCAACUUGAAGGCAAGCGAAGAGGCAACUUUGAAGCAGGAGAUAAUCGAUUCAAUAUUCCGGCAGCCGACCACAACGCCGAUUGCUGACGUCACGGAAGAGUUCGUCAUCGUGACCGAAAGCGAGAAGGGCUAUGAAAACUCUUUGAGCUACGACGGCCAAGUCGAAUCACAAAGUAGGCGGCCCUUAGACGAUGAACUCGAACCGAUUGAGAAGAACAAACUGAAGGACUAUUACUAUAAAGUUUCCACGCCUUCGUACGGUGAUCACACGCACUCUAGGAGAACGAAGAAGCCUGCCGAAGCGUCUAGCCCAAUCAAGUCGGAGACAACAACCGGAGAUAGCGUGAGCCAGGAAAACAAUGUGCCGAUAGAGGCCCUGCCAACGUUGCCACCAAACCAGCAUUUUAAACGCCCGAGCACGCCCGAACCGCUCGACAAGGACAGAAUACGUAAGAGGAAUAAACUAAGGAGACGACGUCCCGGCUUCGGUAACCGCAACAGGGAAGAGGCCACCACACGUAAAAUUGAACAGACGUCACCCGAACCGGUGCUAACGACAACGGUGGCGGAAGAAAUCUAUACGAUAAGACCGAGGGCCAGGCCGUCUAAGCAGGAGCAAAGCCAAACGACACCCAGCGUAACGACCGACUUGACGACCAGCGCUCUGCCCACAAUUUCGCCAACGGUACCGUCAAUCGUGAGGAAAAAGAUCGGCCACCGCCGACCGCCAACCACACCCGCCGAUAGAGUAGAAACGACGACCACGUCAUUCAGGGCCGACGAUACGAGCAAAGAGUCGCCGAUCAUGAAGAUAUCGUCGCGGCCACAGCUCUCCAAGCUGACGUCGAGCAUCUACGAGUACAAAGCGAGCGACGUACCCGACUACAGUCACAAACAGGACGAGAAAGAUACGCCGACCAGCGAUGUGUCCGUAAGCUUGACGGACUCACUCAAGAGUUCGGCCGAAGUGCACAAGGAGUUCUCCUUUCAUAGAGACGCUAAGCCACUCGAUGUGAAGGAGACCACAACAGACGUCUUGAAGGGGAGCGGUGAGUACGGCUUCGAGGCGACCAACACGCCCGGGCCGGAGACAACGACGCGGCCGCCCAGCAAAGGGCAGCGGCCGAGGCCGAAGAACAAACUCGACCGGCCCAAGUUCAGCGUGAAGGACUACAGGAACCGGCUGAGCAGCACCACGAGCACGACGGAAAAGACGACGGAGACCACGCCCAAAGCAAGGUAUCCGCAGCGAAAGGCGCCCUACGAUAGCUCCAGCGACGACAGCGGCGCCGAAAGGAAACGCUUCACGCCGAAGGAGCCCAGGCACAGGCACAACAGGACGGAGAGCAACGAGCUGAUAGAGAGGGAGAUACACUCCACGCGGCAGCCGGGGCGACAGAGACAGACGACGGCCGAGAGCGAAACCACAACGCAGAGGAUAUCCGCCCGCAUCCGCAAUAGCAACCGAAGGAAGCCCACGGAAGCGCCAGCCGAGACCACAACCGCCACCGUUCACAGGCGACUGGUGCGGAAGAAGAUAAAGGACUCGGAGGCCGGCGAAUCCGUUCAGGACAUAAGCGUUACAGAGGCGAGCUACGACCAAAGCAGCGAACGGACCUCGGCUCGAUCGGAGAGCGCGAUCAUGAAGAUCGCAGAUAAGAAGCAUCACGACCCGAUCGAGCGUCUGUUCGAGCACUCUAAACGCGUUUCGGACCUGACGCUCGCCGCCAGCAAGGACUACAACAACCCGGGAAUGUUCAAAACCGUCUCGGCCAACAGCAGACGGAUACCGAACUACUUCACGAUAGCUACCGACGACCCGAUACUGCCGAUAGAGGCCUUCUUCCCGCAACUCAACCAAAGAAGGAAACGUAAGCCUUACUUACUUUUGCUCGGUUCCUAUAUUCAACGU